Molecule: messenger RNA, 1644 nt
Organism: Condylostylus longicornis
Lineage: Eukaryota; Metazoa; Arthropoda; Insecta; Diptera; Dolichopodidae
Exons: 2
Coding region: 60-1586 (508 amino acids)
Source: RefSeq, a predicted model, not a curated record
UUUUUUUUCUACCCGCAAAAAUUAAGUGAAUUUUUUUUAAAUAAAUAUCUAAUGUAUAUAUGAAAUUAUGUUCAAAAGUGUUUUGUUGCCUUGAAUGUCGUGUUAAACAUGAGUUAGAUAUACAUUCUGUUACUGAUAAAAUGGAUAUAUAUAUGCUUCCGAAAUUAGAAAGCCUCUUAACUUCUUCAAAUUUAAGUAAAGUGCAAUCUGCAUCACAUAUAAUAAAACACUUUCCAAAUCGAUGUCUAAAGUGCCUGAUGAUAUUCUUAUUUGGUGCUGAGAAUCAAAAAACGUGUUUGUGUAAGCUUAAAAUGAACGAUAAUGCAAAAAAUCCAGAUGUUAACAAAACUCCAUUAGUAUUUAACGAAGAGAGUUACAAAAUACCAAAAGCAGAUAUGGAAAGAAGCAAUUUAAACAAGCAUAAUUUGGAAACUAAAAACGCUUUUAAAAAUAGCACUAAAUCGAAAAGUUUUGAUUUCAAAAAAGAUAUCGCCUACAAAAUGAAUGAUACGUUUGAAGGAAAUAUUAAGGUUUUUCGAACAACUUCUACACCAAUGCAAAAGUUCUUGUGGUUUCCUGGCAAUAAUGCAUCUCAUUCUCUAUCUGGAGGAUACCAUUCUGAAAUUAUAUCAGACAUUUCUUCUAAUUCAAAAUCUGCAACUAACUUAACCAAAGCAGUUUUGAAAGAAAAUAUUUCUCAGUUUUCUAAAAAAGGGGACAAUUUAUCUAGUGCGACAAAGAAAAUAAUUGAAACUCGAGAUUAUAAAAACUCUCCUCUUGAUUUGAGAACGUCGGCAGUUUUAUUGAGAAAUCAUAGUUCUCCUUCCAUAAAGGUUUGUGAUAAGCAAUUUUCGUCAGGAAACUGUGAACUUACAAAGUACUAUUCAUUUUCAACGGGAAGAAUGAUGGAAUCUUUGUGUAUUAAAUCAGCAUUAUUAAAAAAUACAUCUUUAUCUCUGCAGCUUGAACAAGAAUUUGAUGUUUACGGUUCUUUUAGAAGUAUGGAAGUAAUACGUUCGGAAGCAAUCAAUUCUCAUAAAAUUGGUGUAAAAACAAAAUGUAAUUUUUUUCAAAAACAACAGACUCCUUCUAAUAACACCAUACAAAUUACACCUAAAUGUAGAAAAGGAUUAGAAAAAAAAGUAAUUGAUUUUAAAAUGCAAAGUCAAUACAAUGAAUUAGAAGAAAACGAAAUAUUUUAUACUCCAAGUUCCAGUUUUCAUAAACAGAUUUCUCCAAAGAAUAAGAAUUUAAAAGACAAAAUAAUGAAUCGUUCAGAAUUGGCAAGCAAUAAUAAAGAAAAUUUUCGAGGUAAAAUAUGGGAUGUGUUUUCUUCACUGAUUCGUUUCCCUUCUUUUCAUAAAGAAAAUUGUCCAAAAAAUGUCCAAGGAUCUGAUAUUGUUCUGGAUGAUAAAUUUACUUGUUUUGAAAGUGCAAAUAUUGAUAUUUUACCUAAAAGGAAAAGAGAUUCUUAUGAAGAUUCAGUCACCAAUAACCACGUAAAACGUAUGAAAUUGAUCUCGGGUCGCAAGCCCUUGGACAGUUAUAAAAAAAGAGUAGAUACUUCGUCAAUUAUUGAAACUUAAAGAAUAAAAAGAUUCGUGCCUAAAAACAAUUUUUUUGAUUAUUAAUAACUACGAUAUU